Strongylocentrotus purpuratus (purple sea urchin) is the source of this 2193-nucleotide messenger RNA. RefSeq names its product parafibromin. Gene Ontology annotation, molecular function: RNA polymerase II complex binding. Gene Ontology annotation, biological process: positive regulation of transcription elongation by RNA polymerase II; transcription elongation by RNA polymerase II. The coding region runs from base 61 to 1674 and encodes 537 amino acids. The record is from RefSeq and is a predicted model, not a curated record. NCBI's taxonomy places the organism in Eukaryota, Metazoa, Echinodermata, Echinoidea, Camarodonta, Strongylocentrotidae. Gene Ontology annotation, cellular component: Cdc73/Paf1 complex. The transcript is spliced from 15 exons.
UUCAUUUUAUGUGAGAACUGCUCAAGCUGCUUUCGACCGACGUUAGGAAGAGAUGCCGAUAUGGCUGACGUUUUAAGUUUACUUCGUGUUUAUCAUUCUCAAAACAAGGUUAUUACAGAAAGAAAUGACGAUGUCAUUUUCGGAGAAUUUUCGUGGCCCAAAGAUACCAAGACUAACUACGUCACUUAUGGUACUGGCAAAGAAGGUGAGGCGAAGAGUUACUACACGCUAGAAUCUAUCCUCUAUCUCCUCAAGAACGAGAAGCUUACUCACACCAGCUAUGUCAAGAAAGCUCUCGCAGAGAAUAUUCCAGUUGUGCGUAGGCCUGACAGGAGAGAUCUCCUCGCCUAUCUCAGUGGAGAAAUAAAAACAUCUGCAAAUAUCGACAAGAGUGCACCUCCUGAAAUAUCAAGACAAAGACCAACACAAGUCAAAAGAAGUGCAGAAGAGCCACAGACAGAAACAACCAAGAAAAUCAGAUUUGAGGAUGAUGAAGUUAGGCAAGACAAGAAACGUCUCUUGGAGAGACUGGAGGGUCAUAAAGAAGGUGCUGUUGCAACAACUAAUCAAAUUAGACCCCUUUCCGAUACCAUGUCCAUUGAGCGUAUCGCAUCCAUCCGAGCAAAGUUCCACAUCAAGAAACGUGUGACCAUCAAAGCGGACGUGGAGGCUGACCUCGGGGUCGGAGGUCUCGAGCAGAGAAGUUUCAUCGAUGCAGAGGUCGACGUGUCGAGGGAUAUCAUGAGCAGAGAAAGAAAUUGGAGAACGAGAACGUCGGUACUAAGGAGUAAUGGAAAGGAGUUCAAGAACAUCUUUGCUAUUCUUCAGUCUGUGAAAGCGCGAGAGGAAGGAAAGCAAAGCCAGCAGAGUCAGAAUCAAUCAUCACAUCAAACCCCAUCACAAAGUCAGCAACCCACAGAAAGAAGGAAAACUGUUCAGCAAACCGCACAGCAAUACAACAGAUACGAUCAGGAAAGAUUCAAGGGAAAAGAAGAAACUGAGGGUUUCAAGAUUGAUACCGGUGGAUCUCACAUGGGUGCCUUCCAUGGCAUGUCAAGUCUCGCCAAACCUGCACAGGAAGCUGCACCUGCCAGGAAGCCUGUCGCCCCUACACCAGUACCACGCCCAGAACCGGUGGUAGCUCCUAAACCCCAGACGCCCACCAAGAGGGUCUCGCGUACCCCCAUCAUCAUCGUUCCUGCGGCCACCACAGCUCUCAUCACACUCUACAAUGCCAUGGACCUUUUACAAGAUUUUAGGUUUGUGACGUCGGAUGAAAAGAAGAAGCAAGGUUCCAGGAAGGAGAAUGAUGUCCUAAUUCAGAGAAGGAAAGACGAUGGUAGUACAGUGCCAUACAGAGUCAUAGACACAGUAACCAAACUCACUCGAGCGGAUUGGGAUCGUGUAGUAGCAGUAUUUGUUCAAGGACCAACGUGGCAAUUCAAAGGAUGGCCAUAUAUGAAUGGAAACAAUCCUGUAGAUAUCUUUGCUAGAAUUCGUGGAUUCCAUUUGAAGUAUGAUAAUCUCAAGAUCGAUCCCAAUGUCAAGAAAUGGAAUGUACACGUUAUGGAUCUCAGUCGGAGUAAACGCCAUUUGGACAAAGCUAGACUUCUCAAUUUCUGGGAAGUCUUAGACAAGUACAUGGUCAAGGACAAGUCCCAUUUGAGAAUCUAAGCUGAAGACGGAACACUAAACGCUGGGGCAGUACUCUCAAAACAAUGUUAAAUCUCCUUGGGUAAAAGAUGAUGUAAAUGUCAUUGCAAAAUUUCUAUUGCAGUGGGUUGUUGGGUAAUGUCUGCACAAAAUGUAUCUGUGUAUGUAAUAGUUGUCAAAGGCAUCAGCAGGCAUCUACUUUCUACAAUAAAAGAGAAGCCUUUGUCUUCUGUAGUUGAAUUUGUUUCUAGUCCUUGGCCCUGUUUCAUCAAACUUGUUUUCAAUAACAAAUGCUAUUAAUUCUACGACAAACUAGCUGUCGGCCAAUCAAAUGCCACGAUUUCAGUAGCUUAUAACAGUUAUUGGAACUUGUUAUUGAUUACUAGUUUUAUGAAACAGGGGCACUGGAGGACUGCAGGAUUCACAGAAAGGUGAUGAACGUAUCGAGGGGUCAGUGACACAAAGACGUAACUCCAUUUUUGCCAUUUUGAGAAAAAGUUCUUUAUGUGUCACUGAGCACUUUGGCCUUAACUUAGGAGU